This is a messenger RNA of Macrobrachium nipponense, 2645 nucleotides long. RefSeq lists its product as uncharacterized. The record is from RefSeq and is a predicted model, not a curated record. The transcript is spliced from 11 exons. The coding region runs from base 455 to 2443 and encodes 662 amino acids. NCBI's taxonomy places the organism in Eukaryota, Metazoa, Arthropoda, Malacostraca, Decapoda, Palaemonidae.
CACCCUUUCACCCGAGAGAUAAUGCAUAUAUAAUGAAGAGAUCAGAUCCUCCAGGCACUCGGUAGAGAAGGAGGACCGUCAUUAAACAAUCACGUUUGCGAGGCUGACAUCGACAGGCAAAAAUGAAGCGCUUACCAGCGACAGUCCCUUUAUACCUGAUGGCUCUACUGACGAUUCAUGCACGAGGAUCCUCGGACCCCCAAACAGAACUGACACUGACGAAAAUCCAAAAAGGUUCCAAAGAUGCCACAGGAAUGGUAGAGUACUGUUUCACCUUAAAUUCUACAUAUCCCAUCAAAAACAUACACACCAUAGUACUCAACGUAAAAUCAGGAACGCAGGAGACUAAUUACGAGAAUAGCAACGUAUCCCAAAUAGACGAUUCCAAGGACACCACCAUUCCUUUUCAAGUUGAGGAGGGCCAAUUCCCAUUCACAAACAGGUGACACUCUUCAUGACUGUUCACAACGCCUCGCAACAUACUUUGGCAUACUUGGAGGAAACCUGGUCUCCACAAGACAUCAAUCCUGAAAUGACAUGGGUUGGACCUGGGGACGACUCUCCUCACAAGCAUUCACUUAGGGUGAAUACAAUUAUUGAUAUUACAUUCGGAAACCAACAAUGCAAUAGUGGUUCCAGUCCAUGUUACUUCCUUCACUAUGAGGGUGAGAGCCCUUCUGAGAUAUGCACAAAAGCCAAGCUCGACGAAAAAACGCCUACUAACUUCCUUGAGUGUGAUGCAACACUAACUGUUGAUAAUUCUCCAGAUAUAGCAUCAGUGCAAGAAAUCCUUUUAACUCACAAGAUCGGAGGAAGCGAAAGCCUGGAAAUAGGUGCCACAUACGCUUCCAACUCAAAGGAAAUGGAAAUCCAGAUUUAUGACGGAAACGACUUGAAAAUCAACAGUUUUGGGAGGUGCGAUAUAAACAUCACAGCAUGCACAGUUACGGACAUAGAAUGGCCGUCACAAGAACCUCUCUACAUCCUUAUGACUGCACUGGGUGAAGACAAACACGUCAUAGAAUCUAAUGAACUCCAAUUUGUAGAUUACAGUACCGAGGGACAACUCCUCACAGAAAGCAUCGUCGAAAUACGAUGGAGCAGCCGCGAAAAUAUAACUUUUGAUGUAAAGCUACAAGAACAAGAUACGAAAGUCACGACCGUCUCGCUGACCUGCGGAGAUAUGGACAACGCUAAGUGCAAGGCAUACUUCUUAGAACUUACCGACCAGAAGACUUACACAGCAAGUGUGACACACAAGUCAGACACAUCUGUUUCAUACACAGUUGCUACAGAAAUUGAAAAGACGACACCAGAUAUAGCAACUCUGACAAUCACGAAAUUCACCGAAUUAGGCUCCGGAGAUUAUACCGUGGCUCUUUCAUCAUCAAUUUCCACAAUUAUCGACGUCGGGACCAUUUACUUGGCGAUCAUCGAUUCCAAAGAAACGGCAAAACUCAAGGAGACAAUUAUUCAGAGCGUCACGGCCGGCGGACAACUUUCCGACGCAGAACGGAACUUCAAUUUUACUAUUGACAGAUCACUUCUGGCUCACAGGGAAAACCUUUCAUUGGUGAUCACUGCCCACGGAUCGGAGGACGAUGACAAUGCACUGGGUGUUGCAAAAGUAGACACACAAUUUGAAGACAUUAUUCCACCAACAAUAAAUGAGGUCGGAACAAAUUCAUCACUGUGGAUAAGAGCCAGAACAGAUGAGUUGGACCUGACAGUCAAUGGUCGAGAAUGUCCGGCCAAUUCAACUACAUAUUUCCCAAUGGAAGAUGAUUUCAAGGAACCUUUAAACCUAUGCAGAAAAGCAGGAACAAACCUUAAUUCCACUGAAAUGGAACAAUGCAAAAUAGACGGCACCAUAAUUCAUCUACAAGAUACUAUUCCCCUACAAUACAUGGAGUUACUUUACCCAGCGACAGACGACAAGCCAAGUAUGACAAUCACGGUGGAUUUCCAGGGAGAAGCAGACACCAUGGAAGAAGUCAUUUACUACGAUGACACCAAUCACAGUCCUGGCAAAUGCCAAUUAAUAAAUGGAGAUUCCGAAGGUCUGAGGAACUGCACAUUCCUAGAUGUUACUACACAACCAAACUCCAAUAUCUUGCUGGUGGUGCUAAAUGAGGAAACAGUUGCAGCAUCGACUAUGGUACCGUUCGAGGAUUAUGGAACCGAUGCCAUGGGCAUUUUAGCAGACAUGAUACAAGCGUCCUGGAGUGCACAUGACAAAACCACUUACGAUUGCUAUCUGGAUAAAGAAGUACCGGGUUCCUUCAACAUGUUACAUGUUACCUGUGGGGCCGACGAAGUCAGUAAAUGCUUGGCCUUCUUCCCGGACCUCGAUCACACUUCCUACACGGUCAGAGUAAAGAAACACCAAAAUGGAGACCUAAACGUUGUGGGAAAAGUAGUAAAUAUGCCAACAACACCUUGAAAGCUUCCACUACAAGAACUUCAAUCUGAAACCGUACAAACACUAGAGUACAAAAGAGGCUUCCAGCAUCCCUGCAGAUGCAUAUCACAGCCUUAUGCUUAAUGGCAGAGUUUUCUAUAUAAUAACAGAUUCUUUUGUUUCAAAUGACUUUUUUUAUGUUUAAAUCAGGCUAUUAAACUAAUAACAUCCAGGGUAACAGAAA